CCCUUGGCCUUCCCGGCGGCCCAUGCCCUGCCCACGUCAUCCCAGCGCCCGCUCUCCGCGCCGCACCCCGCCAAGGACGCUCAGGUGCUCGUCCUCGGCGGCGGCAUGGCCGGCAUCACCGCCGCCCGCGCCCUGCACGAGGCCGGCGUCACCGACUUCAUCGUCGUCGAGGCCGGCCAUGAGCUCGGCGGGCGCUUGAUGAGCCACCGCUUCGGUGCCCCCGGACGCGAGCACACCGUCGAGCUCGGCGCCAACUGGGUCCAGGGCACCCGCCGCGGCGACGGCCCCGAGAACCCCGUCUGGACCCUCGCAAAGAAGCACGGCGUCCGCACCCAGAGGAGCGCCUACUUCGAUGGCCUCACGACGUAUAACGAGCAGGGCCAGCUCGAUUUUCGCCACGUCGUCGACGCGGCCUCGAAGAACUUUGACAGACUUGUCGCCUCCGCAGGUUCACGCUUGCCAGAAAGCCUCGUCGAUGCGAGUGCCCGCACAGGCUACUCCAUCACCGGUUCACAUCCACACACGCCAGAAGAGAUGGCGGCGGAAUAUUACCAGUUCGACUGGGAGUUCACAACCAGCCCCGAAGAGUCGUCCUGGCUCGCCUCCGCCUGGAACAACAACCACACGUUCUCGGCCUUCUCGGAGGAGAACCUCAUGUCGCUCGACCCCCGCGGCUUCAAGACGCUCGUGCAGGCCGAGGCCGCGGCGUUCCUCGCGCCCGCGCAGCUCCGCCUCAACGCGACCGUCACCGCCGUCGCGUACGACGCGCACGGCGUCCGCGUCGCCCUCGCCGACGGGCAGACGCUCGCCGCAGACUACGCCAUCUGCACGUUCAGCCUCGGGGUGCUGCAGCACGGCGACGUCGCGUUCGUGCCGCCGCUGCCGGCGUGGAAGACGGAGGCGAUACACAGCAUGACGAUGGGCGAGUACACGAAGAUCUUCCUCCAGUUCCCAGAAAAAUUCUGGUUCGACACCGAGACCGCACUCUUCGCGUCACGCGAGCGCGGCCGGUACCCGGUGUGGCAGAGCCUCGACCACGCCGCCUUCCUGCCCGGCUCGGGCGUCCUCUUCGGGACCGUCACGGGCGCGUUCGCCCGGCGCGUCGCCGCCCUCCCGCGCGCCGCCGCGCAGGCCGAGGUCCUCGCCGCGCUGCAGGCGAUGUUUUUCUCGGACGAUCAGAGCCAGAGCCAGAGCCAGAGUGGUGGUGGUGGCGGUGGCGGUGGUGGGCGGGCGCGGACGAUGCCGGAACCGGACGCGUUCUUCUACAAGACCUGGACGAGCGACCCCCGCUUCCGCGGCGCGUACGCGACGUGGCCGCCUGGCUUCGUGGCGGAGCGUCACGUCAAUUUGCGCGCGGACGUCGGCGGAGGCUAUGUUGGCGAGGACGGCGAGGAGAGGGAGACGCCGCGCGCGGGACGCGUGUGGUUCGCAGGCGAGGCGGGCAGCCUGCGGUACUUUGGGUACCUGCACGGCGCGUACUUUGAAGGUCAGGACAUCGGCGCGCGCGUUGCACGGUGCGUGCUGCAGCGCGGGGUGUGCCCCGGGCUCGAGCAUGUCGAGGCCGUGCGCAACGUGCGGCCGUACGGCGGUGUGUAGGGCGUUGCUGGUCUCGGACUGGCGUGUACGAGGGCGGUUUGCAUGUAGGAAUGCUGUGGUCUGGGUUGUACAAUAGUGUAAGGAUUUGUCUUUUCUUCUCUCUGUUGGUUUACGUAGCCUUGUUUCUCGUACGGUUUAAAUUGUAUUGUAGUCAUCAAGAUAUUGCGCUACGGAUAUCAACAUUCUGACAGCGCGAGGACCUUUAGAGACGAUAAGAGCUGUAGCCUACACACGCUCCACUUCCCCUCGAGUCUCGUACUGUAUCUUCUGCCGCUCCGCGCUGAGCAUGAUCGACGCCAUCGCUACAGAAAAGUUGCC
Phanerochaete carnosa HHB-10118-sp is the source of this 1914-nucleotide messenger RNA. RefSeq lists its product as uncharacterized. The coding region runs from base 106 to 1596 and encodes 496 amino acids. The record is from RefSeq and is a predicted model, not a curated record. Lineage: Eukaryota; Fungi; Basidiomycota; Agaricomycetes; Polyporales; Phanerochaetaceae. Gene Ontology annotation, molecular function: oxidoreductase activity. The transcript is spliced from 9 exons.